Molecule: messenger RNA, 2438 nt
Organism: Musca vetustissima
Lineage: Eukaryota; Metazoa; Arthropoda; Insecta; Diptera; Muscidae
Product: arylphorin subunit A4-like
Exons: 2
Coding region: 93-2438 (781 amino acids)
Source: RefSeq, a predicted model, not a curated record
UUAGGUAUUGGUUUGAUCAGUGCAUCAUAUCUAAACCGUGGACAGUUUCUCUUCUUAAAAGUUGACGAAUUGUGCUGCAGUGAAGGACAACCAUGAAAAUCACUAUCGCCUUACUGGCCAUAAUUGGCUUGGUGGCAGUCAGUGCCUACCCACACAAAGUCGAAAAGAAGUUCGCCGAUAAGGACUUCUUGGCCAAACAAAAAUUCCUUUUCGAAAUUGUGUACCGCGUUGAGGAUCCUUUGAUGUUCGAGGAAUACAUCAAGCUAGGCAAAACCUUCACCUACGACAAGAGUGACUACGUGCACCCUGAACAACGUAGCGUCUAUAUGGAGAAAUUCUACAAUGCCUACAAAUACGGUGUUACUUUGCCCAAGGGUGAAUUUUUCGGCUCCUUGGCUUACACCCACUUCGAGCAAAUGUAUGGCUUGUUUGAUUUCUUCUACUAUGCCAAGAACUGGGAUAUUUUCAUGCGCAACGUCUGCUGGGCCCGUUUGAACUUCAACGAAGGCAUGUUCGUUCAAGCUUUAACUUUGGCCGUUAUCCACCGUGACGAUUUCGAAGGCUUGAUGUUGCCCGCCAUCUAUGAAAUCUUCCCUCAAUACUUCUUCAACAGCAAAUUCAUCUACGAAGCUGAGAAAUUCGAUUUUGAUGUCUGGAGCAAAUACAUCAUGUACGAAAAGGAAUACAAGGACUUCAUGUACAAGGACUACGCCCAAUACUUCAAGGAAUUCAAAAACUACGAAUACUUCUACACCAAGGACUUCAAGUUGUGGCAAUGGUGGAAACUCAUGGGUAUGGGUGAACACUGGUAUGCCGAAGAACACCACAUUGAACGCGACAACAUGCUUGUGUUGAACAAGGAUUCGAAAUAUAUGGAUUUGAUGAAGGACGUCAAAAUGUUCUACAUGCCUGUCGAUUACACUCGUGAUGUCUACUUCUUCAACAAGGAAUCUGAAUUGUCAUAUUUCACCGAGGAUGUUGAAUGGAACGCAUUCUGGUACUACUUUAACAUGGACUACUACCCAUAUUUGGACGGUGAAGACUUUGGUCUGAAGAAGGAUCGUCGUGGUGAAUACUACUUCUAUGUCAUCCGUCAAAUGCUUGCUCGUUACUACAUGGAACGUUUGUCUCAUGGUUAUGGCGAAAUUCCUGAAUUCUCCUUCUUCACUGAAGUUGAAUACGGCUAUGAUCCUCAAUUGAUCAACUAUAAUGGUGUUGGUUACUCUUACCGCAAGAACUAUUACGAAUACGAGACCUAUGGUAACUUCGAUUACAUGUAUUACAUUAUCAACUUCUUCACCCGUGUCGAAGAAAUCAUUACCCAAGGCUAUUUCAAGACCUACGAUGGCAAGAUGAUCGAUAUGCGCAAACCUGAAUCCAUUGAAUACCUCGGCGACAUCAUGCAAGGCAACUACGACAACUAUGACAAAUACUUCGCCACCUUCUGGUACAUGUAUGCCCAUAUGUACUUUGCCCACAUUGAUGACACUGAAUUCUAUAUCCACCCCAAUGUCUUCUUGAACUACGAAACCAUGAUGCGUGAUCCCAUGUUCUACAUGAUCUACAAGAAGAUCACCGAUGUCUUCUUCGAAUUCUAUGAAUACAUCGAACCCUACACCCACAAGGAAUUGUACUUCCCCGGUGUUGAAAUUGAAGAUGUUAAGGUCAGUGAAUUGGUUACCUACUUUGACUUGUUCGACUUCGAUGUUACCAACUUGUUGAACGACAAAAUGACCUUCGUUGAUGGUCAAUUUGUAUGGGACAAGAUGUUGAUGGGUCGUCAAAUGCGUCUCAACCACAAAGACUUCGACUUCGAAUACACCAUCAAAUCCGACAAGGAUCAAAAGGUUGUUGUCCGUGCUUUCUUGGGUCCUAAAUUCGACGAACAUGGCCGUAUGUUGUCUUUGAAGGAAAAUCGUGAAAACUUCAUUGAAAUCGAUGAAUUCUACUAUGAAUUGAAAUCUGGUGUCAACACCUUCAAGCGCAGCUCUAAGGACUUCUAUUGGACCACUGAUGAUCGCACCACCUACACAGAAUUGUACAAAUUCGUCAUGAUGGCCUACGAAGGUAAAUACGAAUUCCCCUUGGACUUCUCUGAACCUCACUGUGGUUUCCCUGAUCGUUUGAUCUUACCUCGUGGUUGGGAAAAGGGUAUGCCCAUGCAAUUCUUCUUCUUCGUCUAUCCCUUCACCGCCACCUACGAACCAUACUCCUUCAAUUACAACUACUCUUGCGGUAUUGGUUCUGGUACUCGCCACAUUGAUGAGAAACCAUUCGGUUAUCCAUUCGAUCGUGAAAUCAACGAAUACGAAUUCUUUGUACCCAACAUGUACUUCAAGGAUGUCAAGAUCUAUUACGAAAACACUUUCGAAAAGUACUACGGUGAUAUGUACGAAAAAUUCGGUACUUUCGAUCAUAGCUACUAUUACAAUCAUUAA